AUGAGCUUAAUGGGUCCAAAGAAGGAAUUGACAAGUAUCUCUUCCAAAAAGCCUAGAAAGCCAAGGAAUUCCAAGCCAAGAAAUCGGCUCCCGAAACUAACAAAGAAUGAGUUGUGCAGUAUGAUGUGUAUCAAAGUAACAGAAGGGGGUCUUCGACUCAAGGAACCGGAGAUUACAUUCCCUUUCCCAAUGUGGCUGAAUAAAAAGAAACAAGACACAGUAUCUGAACAGCCGAUAGAGGAUCCGAUAUCCCCGUCGAAGGUUAGUGAAAAUAAUUGUCAGGAACAAAUUGAGACGAAAAAGAGUAGUGAAUCCUUCAAUUCCUCUAAUGCGAAAAAUUUGACAAGCAGUGGUUACUGCCUCUAG
Messenger RNA from Plasmodium inui San Antonio 1, 366 nucleotides. RefSeq lists its product as hypothetical. The record is from RefSeq and is a predicted model, not a curated record. Lineage: Eukaryota; Apicomplexa; Aconoidasida; Haemosporida; Plasmodiidae. The transcript has a single exon. The coding region runs from base 1 to 366 and encodes 121 amino acids.